AUGUACCUCAUCCUCAUACCCAUCGUCAUCGUCAUCCUUAUCCUCUACCCCCUCCUCUGCACUCUCUCCACAACCCUCCGCACCCUCUCCCUCCCCCGAAUCCCAGGCCCCUUCCUCACCCGCCUCACAAAACUCUGGUACGUCAACCGCGUGCGAAACGGCCACUUCGAGAAGGACAAUAUCGCCCUGCACAGGCGCUACGGGCCCGUCGUCCGCAUCGCCCCAGACCACUAUAGUAUCUCCGGGCGCGCAGCCAUAAAAACCGUCUACGGGACGGGGAGCAAGUUCACCAAGUCCGCCUGGUACGAGGGGUGGAAGCACCCGGAUCCGAACCAGUGGACGUUGUUUCCUGAUCGGGACGUUAAAAGGCAUGCGGAAACGCGCAAGCGCUUCUCGAGCCUCUACUCCAUGACCUCGCUGGUGCAUUACGAGGCGUUUGUGGAUCGGUGCGCGGAUCUCUUCUGCAUGCGGCUGCGGGAGUUCGCGGCCCGUGCUGAGGAGUUCAACCUGGGCCAUUGUUUCCAGUGUUAUGCGUUUGAUGUCAUUGGGGAUAUUACUUACGGGCAGCGGUUUGGCUUCCUCGAUCGCGGAGAGGAUAUCGAAGGGACGAUUGCCGCGCUGCAGCGGCUGAUGAACGUACAAGUACGCUUGUGGGCAUAUACCCCGAGUGGCAUCCGCGGCUUUUUGGGCCACUGA
Messenger RNA from Aspergillus viridinutans, 696 nucleotides. RefSeq lists its product as uncharacterized. The record is from RefSeq and is a predicted model, not a curated record. The transcript is spliced from 3 exons. Bases 1 to 696 code for a protein of 231 amino acids. NCBI's taxonomy places the organism in Eukaryota, Fungi, Ascomycota, Eurotiomycetes, Eurotiales, Aspergillaceae. Gene Ontology annotation, molecular function: heme binding; oxidoreductase activity, acting on paired donors, with incorporation or reduction of molecular oxygen; monooxygenase activity.